Molecule: messenger RNA, 861 nt
Organism: Varanus komodoensis (Komodo dragon)
Lineage: Eukaryota; Metazoa; Chordata; Lepidosauria; Squamata; Varanidae
Product: glutathione S-transferase-like
Exons: 7
Coding region: 56-721 (221 amino acids)
Biological process (GO): glutathione metabolic process; xenobiotic metabolic process
Molecular function (GO): glutathione transferase activity
Source: RefSeq, a predicted model, not a curated record
CUUCCUGAAGGCCAGACCAAAGACUCAGAAAAGGAUAUCCAACGCUUGAGCAACCAUGGCUGGGAAACCAAAACUCUACUACUUCAACGGAAGAGGGAGAAUGGAAUCCAUCCGCUGGCUGUUAGCAGCAGCUGGUGUGGAGUUUGAAGAAGAAUUUUUAGAAACCAGAGAACAAUAUGAAAAAUUAAUCAAAGAUGGAUGCCUGCUCUUUCAACAAGUGCCCAUGGUUGAAAUCGAUGGGAUGAGGCUAGUGCAGACCCGAGCCAUUCUCAACUAUGUUGCUGCAAAACACAACCUCUACGGGAAGGAUUUGAAGGAGAGAGCACUAAUUGAUAUGUAUGUAGAAGGAACAACAGACCUGAUGGGAAUGAUCAGGGUUCAUCAUAAAUCACCUCAGAAGGAAAAGGACCUUAGCUUAAUUAUUGAACGAGCCACAAAGAGAUACUUCCCGGUUUAUGAGAAGGUUUUGAAAGACAGUGGACAACACUUCCUUCUUGGGUGCCAGAUGACUUGGGCUGAUGUCCAGCUGAUAGAGACUAUACUGAUGGCAGAAGAAAAGGAGUCCACCAUUCUCUCACAGUUUCCUCUGCUGCAGGCCUUUAAAGCAAGAAUGUGUGAUGUUCCCACAAUAAAGAAGUUUCUGGAGCCUGGUAGUCAAAGGAAGCCUCCACCUGAUGAAAAACUUGUAGCAACAGCAAAUCGAGUUUUCAACAGGAAAUAAAAAUCCAGUGUUUGUUAAGUGGUACUAGAAUUCUACCUACAAAGGGGCUGUUCUUAUCUGUGUCCAGACUGGCAUUUAUAGAGUACUUCUAGGUAAUCAGUUGGCUUCAGGUUAACGGAUACAAAUUUAAAAUUAAUACU